GAAACGCUCUGGAAUUACUCAGACUGGAUGUGCCAAGCAUAGCAGACCCAAGAUCCGAAAAAGUGGUCCUUCGUUGUGAAUAUGACCUCGGUGGAGAGGAACUAUACUCCGUCAAGUGGUAUAAGGAUGGCAUGGAGUUCUUCAGGUACAUGCCGAGUUAUGUACCAUACGGCCGAGACUUCCCAGUUGAUGGUGUCAUUGUUGAUACAAAACGAAGUGACAGCAGACAAGUUACGCUCUUGGGACAGUCAAGUGCUCCGGAAGGGAAAAUCAACCUUGCGGGAUCGUACGGAUGCGAAGUUUCAUCCGAAGGUCCUAGUUUUUUGACCACAUACAAGGAGGCCAAUAUGAGUGUGGGCGUGCUUCCAAAACGGGCGCCAGUUCUGGAAGGCCUCAGACCGAAUUACCAGGUCGGCGAGUACCUUGCAGCCGAGUGCACUUCUGCCCCGAGUCAUCCACCAGCUAAACUCGCUUUUUUCCUCAACGAUAAAGAGGUGAGCAAAGCCCAGAUAAAGGUCCUGCCAACCCUGGGCCUGGAAGACAAGAUCGUCGCGUCAAGUCGGUUGGGAUUCUCCAUCCGUCUGGAGCGUCAUCACUUUCCUGGUGGGACUUUGAGUCUGAUAUGUCGAUCAACCCUGCCUGGAAUCAGUGUCGCCAAGCCCCUAGAAACAGAAGUGACGGCCACUCUGGCAGCAAGCAAUCAAAGGCUUGCCCAGGAACCGCCCAGGUCGGCGGGCCCAACAACCUGGGGAUCCUUCUCCUGGACUCUGGCAGGCCUUGCGUUUCUUUCCGUGCACCUGAUUCACGUGUAAAUGUAAUUCACGGACGAUUGUAUCAUGCACACUUUACACCUUAACUGGCACUGUAAACCUUGAGAUGAUUUCCUUGUAAUGUUCCGUUCGCUCCUCGCUGAUGAUGAUGUCGCUGAACGACGGAAGUGGACACAUCACGUUCCCAGGGAACUUAACAAAUGAUCAUGCGAUCGGCUCACAUAGAACCGUUGAGUCUACAAUUACCCGAUAAUUUGCAGGAGAAAUUUUACUGUGAUUAAGGUGAAGUGAAACACGUCACGGAACUUGAUCGACGUCGGUGAAACGGAUUCUUCUAAAUACCUACGCUGCCGACUUUGGUUUUUAUAUUAAUAACACAUCACGUUCCCAGAGAACUUAACAAAUGAUCAUGCGAUCGGCUCACAUAGAACAGUUGAAUCUACAAUUAUGCGAUAAUUUGCAGGAGAAAUUUUACUGUGAUUAAGGUGAAGUGAAACACGUCACGGAACUUGAUCGACGUCGGUGAAACGGAUUCUUCUAGAUACCUACGCUGCCGACGUUGGUUUUUAUAUUAAUAAAUGUGUCGAGUUAUAUUGGGGAUUGUACUAAAUGGCAUCCCCCAUCUGUCGUAAUCAUAUAAUAAUUACAAAGAAAUCGAAAUAAAACU
Orussus abietinus is the source of this 1437-nucleotide messenger RNA. RefSeq lists its product as uncharacterized. Lineage: Eukaryota; Metazoa; Arthropoda; Insecta; Hymenoptera; Orussidae. The annotation marks the transcript as partial. The record is from RefSeq and is a predicted model, not a curated record. The transcript has 3 exons.